AUGGAUGCAGUUUUAGCAAACGAAGCUGAUCUUAAUUCCAUUGUCAAAGAAUAUUUGGAUUAUCUUGGAUAUUCGAGGACAUCAUCUGCAUAUGAAGAUGAGUUAAAUUCGCUGGGAAAACAAUUAAAUCAGGUCAUUACGCCAAGGAAUGACUCACAGAAAACUGAAAUUCAGGAGAAACUGUUGUCAGAUCUUUCUGAUGGAAGAUAUACUGAGUUUUUCAGAAUAUGGGAGGAUUGUAUCCCUGAGAAUGUUCAAGAAACUGAUCGUGUCUGCCAGAAGCUGGUUUUCAACAUAAAUAUUUACUUUGCACUCUAUCCUAUUAUCCAUGGUAACCACAACAAGCAAGAAUUGGAGCGAUCGAUGCAAAUUUUCAAGUCUUAUCUCGAAACUAAAGGAGCUGCUUUGAGCCAGACAACAGAGUUCCUUCCAUAUUAUGCAUUGCCAUUUAUUCCUGACCCUACAUCACAUCCAUCUUUUAAACCACUGUUUGCCAGUUCUUGGUGUUCUGAUCUUAAGAGAGAUGUGCAAGCAUUUCUUGUGGCAACUCUUAAGGCAGAGGAAAAGCCACAGCUCUUUACUUUGUUCAUGAGGAAUUCCACAGAGAUGGAGAAAGAAAGGAAACUGCAUAAUGAACAACUCAAGAAACUACAACUUCAGCUGACAGNUAUAUCCAAGUGCCGCCACGAAAACAAGUUUUAUCUAAACAACAGUUAA
Messenger RNA from Stylophora pistillata, 717 nucleotides. RefSeq names its product lisH domain-containing protein ARMC9-like. Gene Ontology annotation, molecular function: protein binding. The record is from RefSeq and is a predicted model, not a curated record. Gene Ontology annotation, biological process: cilium assembly. Lineage: Eukaryota; Metazoa; Cnidaria; Anthozoa; Scleractinia; Pocilloporidae. Gene Ontology annotation, cellular component: ciliary basal body; ciliary tip; centriole.